UUAUGCAGGCGCUAGCGUGACCGUCAAGUGUCAAAUCGUCUUUUUGUUUUAAUUACAUUGAGUAUUCGUUGAAUCGUAAAACUCUUGUGUUGAAAUGCAUUUGCUGUCCUAGAUUCGUAAAAAUAUAGUGGAACCUCGCUAACUUUAACCUCGAUAAAUAAAAAUCCUCGUUAACACGAAAUAAAAUGCUAUCCUUUUCCCUUCGAAGCCCAAUACCUCCGUAACUCGAAAUAUUUAACCUCAUAACCCUUUUCCAGGCAUAGUACGAUUUAUCAACCACAUACGCGCCAUUAGAAUUUCAACUUUAGCAUUCCGAUUUAAGGUUCAAAUUAGAUUGCACUUUCAGGAAAUGUUACUUGUCUUCAAAUGGAUCAUCAAAGCUGGACAAUUGGAAUAUAUUUGGCUUUUUUGGGAAAACCUUGUAUAUUGGUGCGGCCUGGAAAAGGGUCAAAACGAAGUUACCAACGAUUCCCUUCAUGGAUAGUCAGUACAAAUUUUACCUCCUUCCUCGGGUUGUCCUGGCAUUUUGCCACGGCUCAUGGGAGCCUGGGGUCCGCUUGACAAAUCAUCCCAAGAUUUGACGUAGGUUUUGCGAAAGUGAUUAGUUUUUACCUCCAUAACUCGAAAUAUAAAAUUUGACCUCUGUAACUCGAAAAAUAGAUUUAUUCUUUUAUCACCUCUAUAUCUCGAAAUUAUUAAAUUUAUGAACAAAACUAACUUGAAGAAAAUAAUAAGAACGUACUUUACGCGUCUGCAUUAUUACUCCUCUAAUACGAAAUUUUUAUUCCUUUUUUUACCUCUGUAACUCGAAAUCUUUUUAAGACAAAAAAGCCUAUAAUUAACCUCUCUAAGUCGAUACUCUCUAUAAGAUGAAAACUCGUAAACACGAACUUUUUGGAGUUGGCAGAUUCGUCCUAUCUAGGUUUCACUGUAUUCUCAAUCAUAAUAAGUAAAUCGGCAAAAGUGGCCGCCAUUUCAAACUUUUACCUCACCGAACCGAUUAUAUUUCAGUCUGAAGAAGCUCCUCGCCUCAGAAUCUCCAAAACUCAUGAUGGCUCUGAUCGUGGCCGUUGGUACCCUCUCUUUGAUCCUGGUGCUGAAGUGCAUCUGCUCUCCUUCAUUGAUAACUGAUCUGACAGAGACUAGAGAGAGACGGAGCAACGAUGCUGUCAAUGCCAACGAGAGGUAUAUCAUCAUUAUUAUUUGUAUGUUAACUUUGUAUGUUUUUUUUAGUUAGUUUGUAUGUUAACGGCACCAAUCAUGGAACAUUUAAGAGAAAAUUUGGAGUAUUUCUAAUAUUUCACCGACAUCUGUAAAAUUUCUACGGCUUUAUGCUUUAAAAGUUGAAUGUCCAAUUUGUCCUUUAUGUUUUCUAUGUAUUUAAUGAAAGCUACUGCAAUUGUUUUCAAUAUUAUUAACCAAUUAAAACUAUGGUUUUUUGCUCCAGUCAUGGGAUGUAUGGCGCCAUUAAUUUUCAAACUAACAAAUAUCAAUGAAAAAUUUAACUUAAGCAACUCUUUGACUCUUGUUUAUGGUUAAAUGUUGCCAGCGAUUGAAAACUGACGGUAAAUACUUGUUUUACAGGAUUUGUCUAUACCAUCCCAUUACUGAUGCCUGUUCCAUUAUAGGGGUGUUUACUAAUGUUACUAUAUAUGGCAUUAUCUAUGAAAAGGGACCUUAUUGUCGAUGGCGCUUACGCCGCACUGCGUCGCGCAGCGUUGUAUUUGUAUCGGAGCAUCGUUUAUGACGUUGGAAGCGCCAUCGACAAUAAGGUCCCUUUUCAUAGAUAACGUCACAUAUGACAUUUUAGUCUCUAAAAGCGGGCAAGAAUAGGAAGCGUGCAUGAACUGUAGGAGGCAGCACAGGACCCGUCAGAUUUUUGGCGCGAGGCGUAAAUGUGAUGUUUAUUGUUCCGAUGUAGCCCACAAGAUGGCAGCACUUACUAUGCACAAGAAAACACGUGACGUUUAAAUGUACAUGUUUAUGGUUCCGAUUCAGGCCACAAGAUGGCAGACCCUCCAACGCGCACGGUCCCUAUACACCUUUAAAAUCUGUUGGAUUAUUUGAGUCCACGGUGUAUAUUUCGUGGUGUUAUAUCGCAUUAGUGGACUAUUAAGAGUAAACAUGCGUGUUUACUCUAUGGUAUGACAAAUUCUGUGUUCUUUUUACAGAAAACCUUGGGAAGCAUCUAAAUCGAAGCUGAUGAGUGAGUUCUCCGAGCUGACAGGGAAAGAUACCAGACAAAGCAACUUACACAGUGGGGAUGCAGAUUAUGCUGAAUACAUGUCACCCGAUUUGUCAAGCAUUCUUGAUCCUAUCAAGGUUAACGAGGGCUACAGCAGCAAUAAUUUGAGAGAUUUUUACAGGAAACUGUUAAAAACCGACAUACAAAUCAAGAAUCUCAAGAAAGGCUUCGCAAAUACCAAGCGAGGCAACAUCGAUUUCACUGACCCCAACGCAAGACUGAAGAGAUCCCUUAAAAUUUUCGCAGGCCCUAAAAGACAUACUGAGACCCUUUCAAAUAAAGGAAAUGUUAAUAAAUACUAUGGACUGAGUGAUGAUUUGAAAAUUGCGAAGGAUAUUUUAAAGAAUAAAGAAGAUUCUGCAGUUGGAUCUAAUGAUUUGGAGAAAGAAAAAGUAAGUUAUAAAGAACUAGAUACUCUAUUAUAAAGACGAAAGUAAAUCUAUCUGUAACCUGUUAACACUCAAAGAAUAGGUGCUCUUAUCGCUAUAAAGCGAUCUCUUCCAGACAACCCUUGGGUAGCAAAAAAUAAAGAACUUAUAUCAAAAGUCUAUAGAUAGUGCAAGGAGCUAAAAAUGGAGAUUAUAAUCACACAGCACAUAGUUUAAUACAAAUACAUACAAAUAAAUAAAAUAAAAUUUUAUGUAUUUACAAUGUAGAGACAGAUAAUAAAG
Messenger RNA from Cydia pomonella (codling moth), 2916 nucleotides. RefSeq lists its product as uncharacterized. Lineage: Eukaryota; Metazoa; Arthropoda; Insecta; Lepidoptera; Tortricidae. The record is from RefSeq and is a predicted model, not a curated record. The coding region runs from base 2203 to 2670 and encodes 155 amino acids. The transcript is spliced from 4 exons.